Molecule: messenger RNA, 1934 nt
Organism: Penaeus monodon (black tiger shrimp)
Lineage: Eukaryota; Metazoa; Arthropoda; Malacostraca; Decapoda; Penaeidae
Product: transmembrane protein 185B-like
Exons: 6
Coding region: 190-1005 (271 amino acids)
Source: RefSeq, a predicted model, not a curated record
CACCAUCUCCCUUCGAAAUCAGCUGUGUUUUGAUGCCAAACAGAAAAGGUAGAAUUCCAGCAGGGUGACACACACGAUUCUGCUCUUUUAUUUCUCAUAGUGUGCUCCAUUCAGAAACAUCAUAAUGACUAUGACGGCGUGUUUAAUCUCCAGAACAGGAGAAUUGGUAUAAUGUAUAGUAGUUGAGAAAUGAAUCUCCAAUCAAUGUUUCGCGACUUUAAUCCUGGGAAAUUUAUUGUGUGGGUGUGUUUGGCAACAUUCACUGCCCUACUCUCUCUUCGUCUUGAUGAUGAACUGGACUGGAGUUACUGGGUUGUCUUCUCACCAAUUUGGGUUUGGAAGAUCCUUGUUGUGACAGGAGCCCUUAUUGGGAACAUAGUCUGGUGGAAGAAUCCUCAUUAUAGAUUAGAAGGCCAGUCAUACAUCCAGUACCGGGCCUUACUCAUCUCCCUCGGCCUUCAUCUCUUCUUAUUGAUGUUUGAGGUCUUGGUGGCUGACAAAUUGGAAAAUAAGCGCCAUGCCUGGGUCUCUGUCUUUGCUCCUCUUAUUUUGAUAUCUCUUGUGUCCAUUGCUGCUUGUAUCUGGGCAGUAAAACAUGACAGGUCUUUUGAGCUCGAGCUCUUCUGUUCUGUGAAUCUAUUGCAGUUCAUCUUUAUUGCUCUCCGUCUUGAUGAAUAUAUAAGAUGGCCAUGGGAGAUUGUGUUCGUUCCAGCAUGGAUAUUAAUGUGUGUUUCAGUCGUAGCAGUUCUCUAUUCUAUCAUAUUCGCUGGACUUCUCUUGCGUAUGCCAGACGUUAACCCUGAUCGCCGCAGAACAUCAAUGAACUCUGCCAUUGGUUACACCUGUCUUGUUGCUCCGCUGUUGAUUUUUCUUAUCACCCUUGCAAGCAAGUUGAAUGGUAACACAUCAGCAACGUACACAUCUGUUGUGUCACCUCUUUACAUUUCAUAUGUCACAUUGAUUCUUAUGUCUUUCACUACAAAACGUGCAAAUCAAUGUAAGUAAUUUGUUAAAUUAAGAAUUGAUAUUUGAAUAAUGUUAUCUAACCCAUUGGAUCUGGGUGCCACCCUGCCCUACGAGACCCAAAAUCUAGACAUUAGACAUACUUGAGUGGCAAUUCUCCCAGGUGUGUAACUUACAGGCCUGGCCCACAGAAACACUGGUUUGGUGUGUCAAGACUGCUUGCCUCCCUUUUGCGUUGUUAUUAUCUCUUUUUCAGCAGAAUAUUUUCCUUCUAUCUUUUAUAUGUUUCAUGUUUUUUAAGGUCUAUACUUGUCAUCUAAUGUGCUGUAGUAGGAUGGUAAUAGACAUCUCUCUAGAUAGUCUUCAACUCUGCGUUUUAACAAUAACAAUAUUUUGUUAUUUGUGUCAUUUUUAAAUGUUUUUGUAUUAUUCAAUUUUCUGUAACACACCUUGUACUGUCAGUCAUGGCAAGCAGGCUUAGGAUCCAAAGCAUGGAAAUAGUGGCCUAAUCUUCCAAGAGUUUUAUGUACUCAUGGUAAGUCAUUCCCAUCACAAUGGCCUUUGAUCAAAAUUUUCAUUACGGCUCAUUCCCAUUACACAGGCCUUAGUCAGAUUUAUUCAUGACAUGAUAAUCUUAUCACCCAGAUCCAGUGGAUUAGUGCAGUUAUAUUUAAUUCAGUAUUUCCAUACCAGUAGAGCUAUUAACCCCUCUUUAUGAACCUGCUCUCUACAGUGUUAAAAGAUAAUGUGAGUGAUAUUAUACAAUUUAUCACAACUUCCAAACUGUUCACUUUUGUGUAAUUUUUUUUCAUACUGAUAAGCAUAAAAGAUUGCAAGAUGUUGCAAUUAUAAGAAAAUAACUAUAAAGUAACUUGUCAUACAAUAAGGAAUAAAUUCAUCACAUUAAGCUUCAGCCAUUGCAAGAGAUUAAAAAAUCCUGGAAACCCAUUAUGUUUGGCAUAUUUCAUGCA